AUGUCCCAGCUGAAGGAAGCUCAGGGGUCCCAGGAGCUGUACUCUGACAUGGCAACUGUCAGCUCCACUGCAGACAUAGAGCCUGAGAGGAGGCCUCCCCUGUAUGGGACCCAUGUUUUGCCUGGUCCCAGUCGGAGGGGCAGAGCAUACCCCUCUCCCUCCCGUAGACGACACCGGACCACCUUCAGCCACAGGCAGCUGCAGCAGCUGGAGGAGGCCUUUGGGAUGAAUCAGUAUCCAGACAUCUACCACCGAGAGGAGCUGGCCCGAGACACCAAACUCAAUGAAGCGCGUAUACAGGUUUGGUUCCAAAACAGACGAGCCAAGCAGAGGAAGAAGGAGCGCGCGUCCCAAAAGGUGCUCUCUGUGCUGGGGGGACAUAGGGCUCUGCUGGGGGGUGUCUCUCUACAACCAGGGGCCAUCAGUCGUCAGUUCUACCCCCAGCCGCUGCCACAUCUGCCCCGCCUACCCCCCAUGCUCCAGGCUGGGCCGUACCCCCGACAUCCCUGUACCACUGGGGGGCACCAGAACACCCCUCAGCUGCAGCAUGAGGACUGGUAUGGGCCGCUCCGAACCAACCUGCCCCCUCCUGUGUUCUCGCUGGCCUCUGUGCAGCCGCUCGAUACUGCCCCCCAUUGGAGCUAA
This is a messenger RNA of Periophthalmus magnuspinnatus, 645 nucleotides long. It is a transcript of the gene prop1, whose product is annotated as PROP paired-like homeobox 1. The coding region runs from base 1 to 645 and encodes 214 amino acids. The record is from RefSeq and is a predicted model, not a curated record. Gene Ontology annotation, biological process: regulation of DNA-templated transcription; pituitary gland development. Gene Ontology annotation, molecular function: DNA-binding transcription factor activity, RNA polymerase II-specific; DNA binding. The transcript is spliced from 3 exons. NCBI's taxonomy places the organism in Eukaryota, Metazoa, Chordata, Actinopteri, Gobiiformes, Gobiidae.